GAACUAUACAUAGUAAACACCGAACAAUCUACCGUUUUUAAAAACUAUAUAUACGACAUAAAUCGAUCAUUCAGUCUCCAGAGUGUCUCUAGUACAUACACAGUUAGAGUGCAGUGUGUAUGACUAUGUCGACGUACAAGAGCUAUUCCAGCGUUCCAGUGCAACCGGCCAACGGUGACCGUGUGCCUGUAAUUUUAUACGCAAGCUUUCCUCCUCCUCGCAAGGAAUUCAACGUCUGGAAGUUCGCCUUCCUGGUCGUGCUGGCGACGUUUGUGUCAUACACACUACUCAACUGCAUCGCCGAGGAUGAAGAUCAGUACUUAAGAGAGCAAGAAGAGGCUCUAUCACAAGGAGGUGCGUUUGGCAGGGGCCGGUCGUCUCUGUUGAGUUACCGAGGUGGUGUUUUCGAUGUGAUCUUUGGCACGAAUGGUGAGAAUGGCGCCAACGGUGUUGAGGACGAUAGCGUCGAUGUUAGUGAACACUGGUUCACUGAGCAGGUCGAUGACCACUUUGCGGCCGAUGUGGCACGUAAGCACUGGGAACAGAAGUACUACGUCAAUAACGGGUCUAUUGAGGGCAAGCAAAUCAAGCAUGCGUUCCUGUAUAUCUGCGGCGAGGGCCCCUGCACGCCAAGCUCUAUUGGCAAUCAGUUGUUCAUGCAUGACCUGGCUACUCAGCAAAACGCCCUGAUCGUCUCUCUGGAACACCGUUUCUACGGAGAAUCCUACCCCACCAAGGACAUGAGUCUGGAGAGCCUUCGCCUGCUGUCAAGUCAACAGGUGUGUGGGUUAGUGGGUUGGGUGCAUGUGCUGGAUAUGAGCGUAGCUGCCAGUUGACAUGU
This is a messenger RNA of Sphaeroforma arctica JP610, 841 nucleotides long. RefSeq lists its product as hypothetical. Gene Ontology annotation, biological process: proteolysis. The coding region runs from base 120 to 836 and encodes 238 amino acids. The transcript is spliced from 4 exons. Gene Ontology annotation, molecular function: dipeptidyl-peptidase activity; serine-type exopeptidase activity. NCBI's taxonomy places the organism in Eukaryota, Ichthyosporea, Ichthyophonida. The record is from RefSeq and is a predicted model, not a curated record.